UAUAAGGAAAUUGAAAUAUAACAUAUGAAUGCCUACUGUACAUGUCAAUGGAUUACUGAUAGACUGUGAAGCUUCACAUUGCGUAUACUAACAUGAAAUUAUUUUACGAAACUGUACAUCCUGGUUUCGGAUAAAGGUAAUGGUCACAGGCUGCAUAGGUCGUUUUACAGUGUGACAUUUAUAAAGUGAGCGUUCAGUUGUAACUGCUUUAGUGCGCUCGAGUAGCGGAAUUUACGUCUGUAUGGAUUCGAUGAUUUGUAUAUCAUAGUGUGUGACAUUCGUGAGUGUGUAUGAGGUGUAGAUCGAUGGAUGCGCCCUUUUUUCGACUCCUCCCACAGAGGAAAAAAAAACAGUCCGCAUAGUUUCCGGAAAUUAGUAAACUCGUGAUGGCAGGAGGCGAGGCAGAGAGAAGAUGAGCUGUGGACUGUGUGAAAAGCCAGACUUUUUGGAAAGGGUUUUCUGAACACAACGACAUCUGAAACUAUAAUGGGAACGUUAAAAACGACGAAAGGCAGAUGUGUCAGAAAGCCGUUGGCUGACAAUGCCAUGAACUGAAAGACGGAGGAUCUGAGGAUCUGUCAGCACCGCUAACCGCUCGGUUUGCUUCCUAGUCUGGAUUUCCUCACCUUCAGCUAAUAUGACACGACAUGCUCUGGAACAGGUGACAGAUUUCGGGGAUUUUACAAGAGGUAAAGAUCUGAAAGAGUUUUUAAAACAGUCUUAUUCCAACACCUCCUCCAAAAACUGCUUGUCGAACGUACGAGUUAGUCCAGAUGGGCGACACAUUCACGUCAUCCUCCACACACCGAAAAGUGGUCUUAUGACAUAUGACAAAUAUCAAAGAGCUCAUCUUGUACAAUGCCAGAAGCAUCUCGAUUUAGUACUGACACGGAAUGUUCCAGUAGUUGACCUAAUUUAUUUCGACCAAAGCAACACAGAAGAUGGUGCCAAUCUGCUCGGGGUAAUAUUUGAGAACGGCAAAGUGGAGUUCUGGAAAUUCUCUGAGCGGAAAUCGGGAUGGAACCUACUGCAAACUUCGGAUCUGUGCAACAGCCCCAGAGCAAAAAUCGUUUCUGUCAGCAUCAGUCAGAAUUUUAUCAUCUGGUGUGAGGAGAGACCUCCCUCAGAGAGCUCUGCAGGCUCCGGUGUGUCUCGCAAUAACUACAGGUUCUGCAUCUGUAAAAGGACAUUUGAAGUAGAUGAGGUGGGUGUCUGUUUGGGGGGGGUGAAAAUUGCGUUGCACAACAAUCCUCGUUAUCUGGUUGUCAGUUCUGGGGAUAUUGUAUAUUUGUUACCGGACAUAAAAGAGCAUCCACUCAUCACUGUUUCAAACGUGUUUUUAACCUGGUCCCCUCAACAUGACAUCUUUAAGUUCCACAGUGUCAGUAUGGGAACACUGCUUGUCAGAAAUUCCACAUCACAUAAGGAGUCUGACUUUAAGAGAUUGGUCACUGACUGCAUUGGAAUUCUCUCCACCACCAAUCCUCCUGAUAUCUGUGGUUUUUGUCCUGCUGGAUGUGGGGAUCUCCUGCUCCUCCUCAGCUCUGGAUGGGUUUGCGUAAUGCAGAGAGAUGGCAUUCUCCGGCAGAUUUAUAAACUGCCUGACAAUUGCCUUGCUGCCUGUGGGAUACAAAACAGUCUAAACCUUUACCAUGAUAUGCUUGCAUUAACAGUAGGCAAGAUGAUGUACUUGAUUGAUGCUAAGUGUGGCCUGGAGUUGGAGAGGAUCUCUCUGAAAAGGGAGGGCCUCCUCUUUGUUAACUGUUUGGAGAGUAGUUCCCCACAGAUGCUCUCAGAAGCUGGGUUAUUUGUGGUCAUCCAGAGGGAGGUAGAAGCUAAACUUAAGCCAUUGGUAUCUCAUUCAGAGAACAUUAGCCCAAGUGCAGUCUUGGCUGAGGCUGUGUUUGAGGAAGCAUGUAAAUAUUACCAACAGCGAAGUCUUAGCAGCACACAGCUAACAGCUGAGAAACUCAAGAAGGGCGGGAUGUUUCAGGCACCUAUCUCACUGGCAGCCAUCAUCAGGGAUUACUUGAGCAACCAGAAGAUGAAAACUGCAGGGAAAGACUCUUUAGGACAUGAGAAACUGUUAAGCUCCCUUGACUCUGAGCUCAAAAGUCUUGUUGGACUGGAAGACAUUAAAACAGCAGUGUUGAAGGCCUCAGAGAAAGAUCUAAAAAAUUACUGUGAGACCCUGGUUCAGCAGGAAGUCUCUAGACUACUCAGCUCAGAGAUAGAUAGGGAAAACCUUCAGUACCUGAAUAGUAUCUUCAGCCUGUUCCCCACUGAGACCUGGCAAGCCAUACAGGCUAUCCUUCAGCUCAGAUGUAAUGGUGAGGGCUCACUAUCUAGCAAGGCCCCUGCUGAAUUAUGGAAGAUUGUGCUUAGCCCUGUCCAAACAACAACUAACUUUAACCACUGUAAUGGUCAGCAGAAGCAUGUCCCAGCCAAUGUUUCACUGCCUGUCUUUGAGCUGCUGUGUCAGUCCAUCUUCAAAUUCCAGCCAAGCUGGCUUCCCAGGUUUCUGGAUCUGGCACAGCACCAGGCUGGUGCCUCCUCCACUUCUUCCUGGAGUUAUGGAGUAAAGGAAAGCUCAGAGAGCCUACCUUUAUAUAAGCGGGCCCUUGCUGUCCUCCCUUGCAAAGGUGCCUACCAAGACCUGGAAGUGGAGCUACUCUUGUGUAGUCAGCGGCCUAAUGCAGUAAUGCAAGCCCUCCGCAUCCUCAUGGGGCUAGGACGGUGGGAUCGUGUUACGCAGGUGGCAGAGAGGUUCUGCCGCCAAAGCCCCCUUCUCAACAAAGAGAUUUUUACCACCCUGCUGUGUGAGGUGGCCCAGCACAGAGACUUGGACCCCUACCUGGACUUACUGUGGACGCUUUGCCCAGAGGACUUGACUGUUACCGGAAUACUGAACAUUGUUCUGAAAAACCUUCCCUCCACCACACAAUCAUCAGGACCAUUCCAGGGGCACUCUAAUGGCAGCCACCUUACCAUCGGGCUCCUGAAACCUCUGCUGCGUAAAGUUUUGCAACGGGAGACGAAACCUAGCCAGAGGUACGCAGACAUCCUACAAUCACCUUCUCACCCUCCCCCUACACCUCCGCGUCAAGUUAAAGAGCUAGCAAGAGUCAACACUGAGUUGGACAUGGACCUCAGUGAGAGAGGUCCCUCUGAGUCUCAAGUCAGCCCUGCCUGACAUUCCCACCCACAAAUCACCUCACUGUCUUCAAGGACUGUCUUUCAUGCAUGAGAUCUUUGGUUUAUCUUUGGUUUUAGAUGGUCCAGAAUGAGAUAUGGGGCUCUCGGUGAUCAAAAGCUUAAAAAGGAUUGUUUGGUUUGUAGUGAACAGCAGAGUUAGAGUAUUUUAUUAUAAGGUAGUCGGCACACAGGAUUUUAUAAUUGAAAAAUUUUAUCAUUCCUAAAUUUUUGAGGUGUUUUGUUUGUUUUACCUUAUUUCAUCUCCAUGGGAGGUCACUGUUUCUAGUAUGGACACAUUCCCUUUUAAGUUAAAUGUGUCAGUAAUUGGGAAUCUUGGUGAAUCUUUGUGAAAACUGCGUAAGUUGGUUUUAAGAAGAAAUUUCUUUGUAUGAACGGUUUCAUGGCAUACUGUAGUGAACAUGACUUACAAGUUACUUUGGUUACAAAAGGGCCAUUCAACAAACUUCUCUUAUUCUAGGCCCCAGACUGGGUCAAGGGUUAGGGAGACUCGGGGGGGCAAAUGGAGCAACUUGAGGUCUGGUGCCUUGUGUAGCUGCAGUGAUUAGAAGGACAUUAGAGUAGAACACUUAGUUGUUUCUGGUGUGGAACCCAGUGAGCCAAGGCUGCCAGCUCCUGACAGUGAAAUUUUCUUGACACUACAUUACAGAAACUGUAGCUUAAAUGUGCAUCAUAAAUUACAGGACAUCACAUAUGCAUCAUAGCAGAGACUUGAAUGUUGUCAUUAAUGAGAUGAACAUGCUAUAUGACAGUGUAUUUUGUCUCAAAAUAUGCUUGAUUAAUUUUAUGCUUAUAAAUGCCUUUAAAAUAUAGUUUGCUUCUGAAAACAUGACCUUUCACUGAUAUACUGGUAUAGAAACAAAAUAUCAGAAACGGUUCUAUUAUUGAAAAUGUAAUGGAAUAUAAUUAAAGACUGUUGUAUUCUAAGCACAUUUAUGUGACUCUGAAGUUAUUUUAAAGGUGUUCUUUGAUUAAUUUACUGUGUUUAUGUUCUAUGAUGUUGCACUAAAAUUAAUUGUUUGACAUAA
Molecule: messenger RNA, 4241 nt
Organism: Pygocentrus nattereri (red-bellied piranha)
Lineage: Eukaryota; Metazoa; Chordata; Actinopteri; Characiformes; Serrasalmidae
Product: HPS6 biogenesis of lysosomal organelles complex 2 subunit 3
Exons: 1
Coding region: 638-3193 (851 amino acids)
Biological process (GO): protein localization to membrane; melanocyte differentiation; lysosome localization
Cellular component (GO): lysosomal membrane; BLOC-2 complex
Source: RefSeq, a predicted model, not a curated record